Molecule: messenger RNA, 3078 nt
Organism: Neolamprologus brichardi
Lineage: Eukaryota; Metazoa; Chordata; Actinopteri; Cichliformes; Cichlidae
Source: RefSeq, a predicted model, not a curated record
UGAGACUGAAGACGUCACCUGGAUUAUGACAAAACGUUUCCCCCACUGAAAUCACUACAUCCAGAUGAACAGAAUCAACUUUUGGGAAUUACAACUCAUACUUGCCUCAGCUUUGGGUGAUUAGAGUGGAAUACUGGAAGGCUAGGUAUUCAGGAUUUUUCCAUUAGAUGGGUCACAAAACCUAAAAUCCACAGCCUAUUUUUUCCCCUCAUCUGUGCACACCUGUUGCGUUUAAAUGCAAAUUAAUCUGGCAAGUGCCACGCCAAGUCAAGAGGGUAUUAAGAGCUAUAUGGGAACAUGCAUGUAUCCAUUGUUAUUGUUUUUGUUUGUUUUUUGUUUGAUUUGUUUCUUUCUUUGCUUUCUUGGUUUGAGUUUUGCAGGCAGUGGUCUUAGCCUGAACAGAGAAUCUCAGACUUCCAUCAACCCAGAAUCCUCUAAUGGCUUAUUCUGGGUGGGGCACCAAGUUGUUUCCAAGCUAAAUGAGGGAUAUAAUCUCUCCAGUGAGUCCUGGGUCUGCCCGGAGGUUUCGUCCCAGUAGGACAUACCCGAAACACCUCACCUAGGAAUCAGAUUUCUGAACCACCUCAACUGACUCCUUUUGAUGUGUAGAAACAGUGGCUCAACACAGAGUCUAUUGAUUGAUUGACUGAUCAAAGGGGGAAUCAAUUGCAUUGUUUUAGCUCUGCUAUCUUUUCACUGUAAAAUGUCACCCUCCACUCUCCCCUCACUUCUGAGAUACUUAAACUGAAGUGGGCACUUCACCCUUUUCUAGACUUGGAGAUGCUGUCUAUCAUUCCCACUGCUUCACACUCAGCCACGAACAGUACCUGAUGAACUGUGGAAGACCGUCGAGGAGAUGGUCAAAGUGUUGAGGCUAGUAGCAUCUCACUACCACUAUGUAGAGUGAGUUUAGCUCCGAUUCCCUCUCGUGAGUCAUUCGGCAGUUUUCCCGAAUCACUUUGUGGCCAUUCCCAAAGUCUUGCUUGAUGGUCUCACCUGUACACAUCUCGGUGGGGAACGUAGUGCAGAAACACACCUCUCCAGGUAAAACAUUUGCUGCCCAUGUGGGCAUGGAAAUUCCACAGUAAGGGGUACAAACACACUCUGCCAGCCUCUUUUCAAUUAGAGUAAGUCCAGAGUGGAACAGAGUACAGGAAACUGGUUCCAGUGCCCAAGCUGUGCACUGAGGUGAGCCUAACUCGAUCUAGUCGCCAUCACUCGCUUGCUUAGGAUCAGACUCCUUUCCCACCAGUGAAGUGACACUGCAUGUACCACGAGCCAAUGUUGGAAGCCAGAGAUCGAUUAAUUAUAUCUCUUUGAACUUCAUACAUUUCAACACGAUAUUAUGUGAUAAGGAAACGUGUAAUUUACUGCGCUGUUUGAAACCUCGGUGAAUUAUUGGUUCAUAAAUAUCUCUAAGAAAUACCACGAGGGUGAUCAGUUUACACAGUCUGAAACAACAAUGUUUUAUUUGCUGUUUAAAUUUAAUUUUCAGUUGCUGUUGAGAUUUAUGUACCAAAACUACAUUGUAAUGGUUAGGAGAAGAUUAAAAUAGAAUAUUUUAAACUCAUUAACCAUGUGAAAAUCUUCCGGUUUGUAUGUUGGGGGACGAAUACCUUGGCAGACUUACAGGAACCUGCCUUUGAUAGUAGUUGGGCGCAUCUUACCUCAGUUGUUGUGACUUCCUAGUAUACUCUGUUUAGUUGUCCUUUUUCCCCCUCAAAUGUCAUUCAGGCUAUGUACUUUGUAAAUACUUGCCCACAUAUUGCAGAACUGACUGAUAAUAAAUGUGAGUAAAGGUUUUGCUUGUCUGGCUGCUUGAUGUCUUCACUUUGCAUGGGAACAAUGUUCAAUAUUUGAAAAUGCAAUGCAGUCAUACAAACGGAUUUCUGUUCUGGAGCGGUGUAUUUCAUAGGUUUCAUAUAUUCCUGCUGUUUUCCUGGGUUGAAAGCAAAACAAAGCAGAUUAACAGGUAUUUAUUUCUUAAAGAGCGCUACAAGAAAGGUUCUGUGAAAAUUGAUCUAAGAAAUCCACAUUUCAUGCUCUUCAUUGCACUAUUUAAAAAAAUGUCCGUCACUGGCCUGGGUAAUUGGUCAUUGUGUUUCCCAGUGGCAGUCAAGUAGAAUGACAUGUCAUUGCAUUCAUAAUUAAUUUGCUUCAAAUAGCAUCGUCUUCAGAUAUGUUUCUAUACAAAACCAGCUGAGCAACUAUAGAAAAAGUUUCUUGUAAAUCACCAGACUUACAAAAGUGUGUAUAGACGUAUCUGCACUCACUGUAAUUCUGUUCUGUUGAUUCUUCGAAUGCUGUGUUGCUGCUGCAUAUUUACAGAUGACUGUUAAUAAAUCAGUCACAGAAGACUUUUGUCCCAGCAUUGUCUUAAACCUCAUCGUUACUGAACCUCGCCAGAGUUUACAUGAAAGAUUGUGUAAUGUUCUUAUGUGGUCCCCUCUCUCCUCCUACACAGUCUUACCCAAGCAAAAUGGAAGGGUUGCCAUUGUGACUGGGGGUACCAGAGGAAUUGGUUUUGAAACAGCAAGACACCUGGCAAGCCUUGGCAUGCAUGUUAUCAUAGCUGGGAAUGAGAGAGAAGAAGGUGCAGCAGCUGUUAGGAAGAUUCAUGAAGAAGGGACCGAAGGGACCGCUGAGUUUGUCUUCGUGGACAUGACGUCACUGAAAUCUGUGCGGCACUUUGUGCGGUUGUUCAGGGACAGAGCUCUGCCCCUCCAUGUCCUGGUUAAUAACGCUGGGACCAUGAUGGUUCCUGACAGACAGACAGAGGAUGGCUUUGAGUACCACUUGGGCCUCAAUUACCUGAGCCACUUCCUGCUGACCAACUUGUUGCUUGAGAUCCAGUACAGUUCCCAUGGUGCUUACUCCCAAAGCAAACUGGCUCUGGUGCUGUUCACCUACUGCCUGCAGGAGCAGCUGACUGCCAGCAGCUGCUGUGUGACGGUGAAUGCUGUGGACCCAGGGAUGGUGGACACGGCGCUGUACGAUAACCUGUGGACUCUGGUGCAGCUGCUCAAGAAGCCGGUAGCCAAGAUAUUGUUCAGGGGAAGAGUUUUUAGAAAGGUCUAA